This is a messenger RNA of Anisakis simplex (herring worm), 2586 nucleotides long. Lineage: Eukaryota; Metazoa; Nematoda; Chromadorea; Rhabditida; Anisakidae. The record is from the annotation of a GenBank genome assembly.
AUGGUUGAAGUGCUUAGUGACUUGAAUGUUUUCUUCGUGUUGGAUUUUGAUGAGCUCAAGAAACAACUGAAUUGUUUACGUUGUUGUGAGCCGCACGUUGAUCGCACGUCAGCCUUUGAACGUCUGAUGAGUACAGCUCGCUUCAUAGCCUCAUAUUAUCUCGACCUUCCAAUUCUAACACCUCGUCACCAAAACAAUUCUCCACUCUCUUCAGUAUCGCCUGAAAAUUUACCAAUUACACUGCCAAAUCUCUAUGAAUGGCCUGCAAACACCGAUGAAAUCGACUACCAGCUCUACGAUGAAGUGGAACGUUUCAAAGUGGGUACUAUGUUAAGUGUGAACUUCCCGCAAUGUACACCUCAGUUACCUGUCGUAUUAUUAUGGCGUUUAUCGAAUUGUAUUGAAGCAAUAUUCUAUGUCGAUCACUUUUGCGAUUUUAAAUCACAAAUUAUGUUACGAUUCAUUACUGAUCAUAUGUAUAAAUUGGAUCUGAUCGGUAGUUAUUGUGUUUCUUUACUGGACAACACUUUCGAUGAGCUUGACGCAUGGUCAAAACAACAAAGAAUGAUGAUCGACAUGAAGACAGUAAAGGAAUUGAAAACAAAAUGGGAAGCAAUCGUGAACGGUUUUUUGGAAAUAGAUUCGAUAACGAAAAUUCGAUUUGUGCCCUAUUUAUGUGAACGAUUACUGACUGAAAUGAAACAGAUAUUUGUUAAAAUGUCACCGAUUGUGCCAGACAGCAUCAAGUUGCCGAGGCCAGCAGUUUAUUCGUUGAAAAUGGCAUCAGCCUCGAGUAUCAGCAUUCUAUUGGACGAUAAAGUGGAUUCGGUUGAUGCAGCAGAACGAGCGGACUAUUUGCGAGUGCAUGUGCUUCAGCAUGCAUUCAUAACGCUUCUACGACAGUGUAACGUUAUUUUGAAUUGUAUCGACCGGAUAAGUUCCAAACUUACAACAACAAAAUUAGCGCAAACAGACACGAUUCUCAAUGUAAACGCGAAUAAUGAUAACGAUAAUAAAGAUAAAUCUGACUUUCCAUCUUUUCCAAAUGGCCAUCGAUAUCUUGGCUUCGAUGGUGAGCGUAUUUCGAGCGGAUAUUGGAACGAGAUUUUCGCGGAUUUCCUGCUGCUCUCACUCAGAUUCAUGCUUCGCGAUUCGUGUUCGGCCUCACAACGACGUCGCCAACUCAUUUCGUCCACAAGCGCGACGCAAAAUUCUACAAGUGCUUCUGUCACCACUCCUGUCACUGAAAAACUUCGCAAUUAUCAAGCAUUACUUGCACUCGAUUACGCGCACCGUUGUUCUAUCGAAACUGGUUUAGUAGAAUGGAUCAAUCGUUAUGCCGACUUCAGAGAUAUCGAGCAUAUGUGCGCACUUUUUGACUAUCUCAGGACGGAGUUUGCCAGAAGCGGCAAGGAUACGGAUGACGUUAGUGACGGUUUCAAUCGUUUCGAAGAGCAACUACCUGAUAUAGGCAAGCCACAGAUUCCACCAUCCGUAUUGAGCAGGGCUGAAUUCCUGGCUGAACACUGGUCGUAUCCAGUGACUGCAUACAGUGACAAGCAACACCACCUCAUCGGAAUGGCUCUACGAUUAAAAGCGAAAUUCUUCGUGAACAGUCGAUCAACCACGGAGAAUAAUCUGUUCGACGCUAAUCGAGAAUCACCUCUGAAACUGUCAUCAGCUCGUCGCGCAACCUUCAAACAACCGUUGAAUUCAGCCACGAUCAUGAGACGGUCAUUAAUUUCGGAGAAUGAAACAGUUUUUGGCAAAGCUUUAGCACAAGACGAUUAUUUUCUGAUGAGUCACAAGCCAAAAACCACCGACGAUAGGCUCAUUACGAUGGACGCAUUUGGUGGGUUAUAUCAACGGAAAGGUCAUCGUCAAACCAUUGCUAGUGCCAAAAAGUUGUUGAAGCAAAGACGAAAAGUCUUAUCGGCUCCAGCAGAACAACACCAGUUCAUAUCGACACCAACAACAACCAGUAUGGAGGCGAAAUUGAGUGAUGAAAUCAAUUGGUUAGAACGAAAAGUGUCUAAUCUAUGUGAAUACAUCAAAAGCUCACGAAGAAGCGCUCGGCGAAUGAGUCACUCGCAGAAUGAGUUGAGAGGAAGCGCAAAAUCAAGCGGAAUCUCAAACGAAAGUGGCAUUUUAGUGGAUUCAGAGGCAGAUAUUCGUGAGACUGAAAAUGCAGAAGCGAUAAGAUUGAAUAAAGUGGUUGAUUCGACUGACCUUCUCGAAUACGAUAACGCAGAGCGUUUCUCAUUGGAUUCAAAACGUGCAUCUCCUGAACGUCCUGCACAGAUUGAGCCACUGAAUUUCGGUCUUUUAACACCACCACCGGAUAUUCGACGACGAGCGCGACAAUCGCCUGGUAGUGAGAAAGCAAAACGUCAAGUUUAUUCACCUCCCGAUACAGGUUUCUCGGAAGCAGAAGCAGAAGAAAAUAAUGCCCAAGGUGAUCUUAUACCAGCAUGGUUGCGUUUGGUGCCCACUCAAGAGCAAUCACAACGGCAGAAAACCAUCCAGUUCUGCUGGCCUAUUGAUCGCACAUUAUCUUCUUCUCAUCGUAAUGGUACGCAGCAGUGA